GGCCUCUGGUCUAAUUCUGUCCCGGACCCUCAGGAGGGGUUGGUCUAACUCUGGUCCCAAAUCUGAGACCCAAGACCCAAAUCCAGACCAAAACCACCAAAUCCUGGAUCAGAACCAAAGGACCCUGGAUGUCAAACUGACCUGAUCUGGACCAGUCUGGACCUUUGCAGAAGUUCUGGAUUCUAACCGGCCUCAGUCCUGAUUUAGACCUGGACCACUAAGUCCUGCUUUUGGAUUGGAUUACACAGUCCUGGUUUAGGCCCGGUGAAAUCCAGGUUUAUAACCGGAUUAUAAAGUCCUGCUUUUGGAACUAGACUGAUUUCUGAACACUGAGUCAGAUUUGAGCAGAAAACCUGUGGACAGACCCAUGGGAAUCCAGGAAUCAUGACCGAGACUGUGGAAGUGACUCGCUCGUCCGGCUCGUCCACCAUGGUGCUCGAGGGCCGUCCUCCAGAGGGCGCUGCGCUCAGGCCAAAGAGGACGUUCUCAGACGAGGUGUACUCCACCUUCAGCUCACCGCUUGCCUGGGUCCUGGUGGUGGCGCUGUUGGUCACAUGGACCUGUGUGUUUGUCAUCCUGUUUGAUCUGAGCACUGCCAGUACAGGUCGUCCUUCGGCUGGGGUCCGGAAAAUCCUCAAGGACUCAAGUCGCCGAGGUGCAGUGGAGAGUCCCUCUGACCCUCUGCGUCUGGUUAAAGGAGCAGCUGAAGGGUCUCUGAACUUCGUCUCCACCAUUCUGCGCUUUGCUGCCGGACUGGUUGCCCCCGACGACGAGGAUGGAAACUUGUACGCAGUACGUAAAAAAGCAGUGAGCUGGCUGGAUGAGGACGAGUCUGUGGGGGGCGCUCUGGAGCUCAACGCUUCUGCAGGAGGUGAAUUCCUCCCGUCUCGGAGCAAAGUGAUCACGAUGCAGGCCAAAAAGAAACUACCCGUGAUCGAAGUGGUGGAAGAGGAGGACGAGGACAAGGAACCAGAGGAGGAGCUAGGAGACGAGGAGCUAGGAGAUGAGGAGCUAGGAGACGAAGAAGUAGAUGAGGAGGCAGAUCAGGAGGAAGAAGAAGAGAUAGAAGAGGAGGAAGAAGAAGAGGAAGAAGAGGAGGAGGAGCAGCUGUUACAGGAGUAUGAGGAUUAUUACGAGGAGGAAGAGGAGGAGGAGGAUGCAGAGGAGGAGGGUGCAGAAGAGGAGGAGAUGGAAACACCUGAAGAUGCAGAAGAGGAAGGUGCAGAAGAGGAGGAGGCGGAGGAGGAGGGUAGAGAGGAGGAAGAGGAGGAGGAGGAAGGUGUUUCAGAGGGAGAAGAGGAGAUAGAAGUGGCUGAGGAUGCAGAGGAAGGAGAUGCAGAGGAGGAGCCAUAUGCAGCAGAUGAAGAAGAGGAUGCAGAGGAAGAGGGGGCAGGUGAAGAGGAGCUUUCUGCAGAGGAGGAAGGAGAGGAGAAGGAGGCAGAGGAGGAGGUUGCUGAUUCUGAUGAAGAAGAUGAUGCAGAAGAUGAACCAGCUGCUGCGGAGGAAGAGGAGGAGGGUGUAAAGGAAGAGGAGGAAGAAGAGGAAAAGGAACCAGCUGAGGUAGAGGUGCAGGAGGGAGCUGAUGAUGCAGAGGAUGAUGCAGAGGAGGAGGCUGUGUUUUCUGAAGAGGCAGCAGAGGAUGCAGAGGAGGCUCCAGAAGAUGCAGAGGAGGAAGAGGAUGAUGAUGAAGAAGCUGCAGUAGAAGCACAGGAUGACCAGGAGGAAGGGGUGGAAGAAGAGGAGGCUCUGGCUGAGAGUGAUGUAGAGGAGGGAGAAGAAGAGGCAGAAACGGAGGAGGACACAGAGGAGGAGGAUGGCGUAGAGGAGGACACAGAGGAGGAGGAGGGCACAGAGGAGGACGCAGAGGAGACUCCUGAACCUGUGUCCAGCGAUGAAGAGGAGGACAGUGAUGCAGAGGGGGAGGAAAGCAGUGAGGAGGAGGUACUGUCCGACUCCUCCUCUGUCCUCAGCCAAUCGGAGCUGCUUUCCUCUGACGCAGAGGAGGAGGGUGCAGAGGAGGAAAGUGAUGCAGAAGAGCUCGCUGACUCUGAUGAAGAGGAGGAGGAAGCACCCAGAACGGAGGAAAAGACAGAAGAAGACGAUGAUGCAGAGGAGGAGGAAGAGGAGGAGGAUGAUGCAGAGGAGGAGGAUGAUGCAGAGGGGGAGGAUGAUGGAGAGGAGGAGGACAGUGCAGAGGAGGAGCUUAAGAUCACAGAGACAGACGAAGACCAAGAGGAAGAUGGUCUCAAAAUUGUUGCCAAAACAGAAGAUUUGGAUCUGUCUGAAGAAGAUGAAGAAGAGGAGGAGGGAGCAGAGGAGGAGGGAGUGUUGCUAGACCAUGCAGAGGAGGAUGCAGAGGAUGAGGAUGCAGAGGAUGAGGAUGCAGAGGAGGACACAGAGGAAGAGGAUGCAGAGGAGGAGCUGCCUCCUGUGGUUGAGGAGGAAGAGGAAGAGGAGGAUCUGAAAAUGGCAGCUGAGGAGGAGUCAGCUGAAGACGAUGAUGCAGAGGAGGACCUCGAAGCAGAGGAGGACCACGAUGCAGAGGAGGACCUCGAAGCAGAGGAGGACCACGAUGCAAAGGAGGACCUCGAAGCAGAGGAGGACCACGAUGCAGAGGAGGACGACGAUGAUUCAGAGGAGUCUGUAGCCUCCACUGAGCUCUUCGCAGAUGAUGAAGACGAUAGUGAAGAAGACGAGAGCGAAGAGGAGGCAGUUGUCGACCACUUUAAACCUGAAGUAGAGGAGGAAGAUGCAGAGGAUGAAGAGGAAGAUUCAGAGGAGGCUGCAGAGGAGGAGGAAGACUUGGUCUCAGCAGAGUCCACAGACAGUGGAGUUUUAGGAGACGAUGAAGAUGAGACAGAAGAGGAAGAGUCUGAUGCAGAGGAGGAUGCAGAGGAGGAAGACGACACAGAAGAGGGGGAAGAGAGCACAGAGGAGGAAGGUGCAGAGGAGGACAGCAGCUCAGUGGAAGUGGAUUUGGAUGAGACAGACACUGAUGCAGAGGAUGAAGAGCUGACAUCCGAGUCUGUGGAGAGCACCAGCCCUGAUGCAGAGGAGGAGACAGAUGAUGCAGAGGAGGCCACAGAGGAGGAGGAGGAGCAGAAGGGGGAGGAUGCAGAGGAGGAGGGAGAUGCAGAGGAUUUGGGACUGGCAGGUUCAGCUGCAGUAGCUCUGAGUGUCCAGGAGGAGGCGCCACAGGAGGAGGAGAAGGAGGAGACAGAAGCGACAGCUGAUGAUGACGAGGACGAAAUGAAAGAGGACGAUGAUGACGACGAUGAUGAAGAAGAUGAAGAUGAUGAAGAGGAGGCGGAGUCUGGAGCUCAGGAGACCUCCGAGGAGCCUGAGGCCGCAGGGGGGGCUGUGGAGCCAGAGCCAUCCUGUUCAUGUGCCCCAGCUGCAGCAGAAGAAGAAAGACCCGAGACUAAACCAGAAACCAUGCGCAGAGUGUCAGCUGUGCGCUCCAAGAGGAAAGAAAGAGACGUGGCUAAGACGAGCAGCAAACCCAAACACUCAGCAGCAGGUCUGCCCCGGAUUCCAGCACUGGAGCCAGGCAUCAGAACACGGAGGAUCCCGGCAUUUGUCAAAGCAGUGCGGAGAGCCAAGGCUAAAGCCGCAAAAGCUAAAGAGGCGGAGCCAAAGGAGGAGACCACACCCCCACAGGACGGUGCCCCCUGCAGGCCGGCCCCCGUGUAUUGCCCCGCCCCCCCGGGCUGGUACGUUCAUCACGUCGUCACUGACAACCCCUACCCCCCUCCCACCCUCUCAGCUCCCUCGGCUCCCAUCCUCACGGCACACCCCUUCCCCCCUCUCUACCCCCCACCCCUCUACCAGCCCUAUGCUCCAGCGCCCAAUGCGCCCCCCGCAGGACAGACUGAAGAACAGCCUUUGACUGCACCCCCGUCAGGAGAGCAGGCUCCUCUACAUCCUCCUGCUCCAGUCACAGCACAGACAGCUACAGGAGAACAGGCUGCUCCUGCACCUCCAGCGCGUGCGCCCCCUACAGGAGAAGCAGGAGAGGCCGAGGGACAGACAGUGCUCCCUACAGAAGAGGCUCAGGCAGGGGAACCUGAAGAGGAGCCUGCAGACCAAACUCUGGUCCAAGACGAUAAAGAAGAGGAAAAAGAGGAAGAGGAGACUCCCAAACCCAAAGAAAAGAAGAAACCAGAGAAAAGUACGAUCAGCAGCAGAGUGGUUAUCCCUGUGGCAGAGUGGUUAUCCUAUUCUGCAGCUGAGAAACAGAAGAAAAAGAAGAGAUCUGCAGCGGAGAAAGUGAUGAGUAAAUCUAGAGGAGCUGCCAGAAGACCUCUGGAGCCAAUCAGACUGAGACCCCGAGACAGUGAGAGGAGGAGCAACAGCACGGAGCGCCGCCGAGCUAAAGAUGAAAUGAAGUCUGUGAAACGUGACACAGAUAAAGAGGAGAAGCGGCCUCCUCCUGUUGGAACAAAGAGUGAUGCCACAGAGAAGAAGAAAACAGGUCAGAAAUAUUUUCAGUGCGUUUACGUUCCUGGAAAAAGUGGGAACUUCUCUCCACGACCGUUCACCCCGGCCAUGCCCGUGAUGAUGUCACCGGCAUUCAGGGCAGCCAUGGAGCAGCAGCGGGAAAGGGCAUCCAGGAGACGAUAGGAAACUACAACAAGAGACAAUCUACGACAAGAGACAAUCUACGACAAGAGACAAUCUACGACAAGAGACAAUCUACGACAAGAGACAAUCUACGACAAGAGACAAUCUACAACAAGAGACAAUCUACAACAAGAGACAAUCUACGACAGCAGCAGACAGAGAGGAGCAGACAGAGGAGCGACAGGAGCAGACAGAGCGGCGCACACACCAUCUGUCUGCACAGAGAUCCUCAAUGAAACGUUAGAGGUCAAAGGUCAGACUGAGCAGCAGGAGCAUCUGAACCAGAGACAAUCUGUGAGUCUUACUCUGAGUUCAGAGUGCCACCUGCUGAUGGUGAAGAGUAUUACAUAUGUUUAUAUUUGUUUAUUUCAUUGUGCAAUAAGGAGGCGGGGCCUAUUUAUGUCUACAGACUGUGAUUGGUCAGAGGGAAGGGGCCCUGUGCUCUGAUUGGUCAGAGGGUGAGUGAAUGUUUUAUUCUGAAUCCUUCUUUAGGAGGAACUGACUGAACUUGAACAUGUACAUUAUGUACUGUAGUUUGAGGAAGUAGGCACAGUACUGUCCCUGUAGUACUUUCCCUGUACUACAGUAAUUGUACUUGUGCUGCUCCUGUAACCAAACCAAUGCUUCGGUUCAUUUGCUGAACUUAUGUUUAAAGCUCCUGUAUUUCACAGAAUGGACUCUGUGAGCUUUAAGCCAUGUCAUGAUGUUGUUCCCUCCUCAAGAAUGUACUGGAGUUAUGUUUUGUUUCAUUCACACACAUUUGAAUUACCCUUUAUUAUUAGUCUGUCUACAUCUCCAAUGCUCUGUUCCACCUUGUGAUGUCAUGAAGUGUUUAUUUCAAAGUUAACAGCUCCUUUUACCUUUAGUUCAGUAGAAAUUGGCAAUUCCAGGGCUGAAAUUAUCCAAAUGAUUCUAAUGAAUGUGUAUGGAGUUUAAAAACACAGUGGAGCACUUCCUGUUUUCCCACAUGAUAUCACAAGUUGGAACAGUGUUUUCUUCUUUGAGAGAAGAACCUUGUGAUGAGGAAACAUCAUUAUAACAGAGAUCAGAAAACAGUGUAAUAUGGGCCUUUAAAUGUUACUGAAUAGACCUGCUCUGGGUGUGAGGGACACAUGACUCUUCUGUGUUUUUGUCUGAGAUAAACACUGUAAAAAGGUCACUUUCUUAUGUCCCUGACAUGUUUGGGCUGUAGUACCCCACCUUGGUCAGAGGUGUCACUGUUGCGUCUCUGAUCAUACAGGGGUCACAGAACAGACAGAAAGAGCUCUAUUAAAGCACAACGUCAACACAAUAAUAAAACCACACCAAACUCAGACCACUCCUGGUAUAGCCCAAAGACAAGUCCAACCAGACAACAAGUGAAAAGCCAUCCAAGAGAUAUAAACAGAAACAAAACAUUUAACAAGGAACAGAAAGAAAAAGACAACAACAUGGCAAACCAGAUCUGAGACAGAAAAUGACUGAUCCUAGGAUCAUGCGAUAGGGCCAAAACAGCAGGAAGAGAGGAUCACAAAUAAGAAAGGCAGACACAAGGGGAGUUUACCUUGGCUCGGACAUGAGACUCCAGACACAUCACACGGUGCAGUGGUCACUCUGAUAAAUCUCUCAAACUGAGCGCGCAUAGACAACAGCAGAACAGACACAGCAGUGACAGCUCUAACUAAGGUAAAGUACUACAGCCCAAACAUGUUAGGGACAUAAGAAACUCAGAUUUUUAUUAUUUAAAUCUGAAAUCACUUUUUAAGUUUGUAAAAAUCACUUCAGUUUGAGAUUUUAGAGAGUUCUUUGUAAAUGUUUUUUUUUUUUUUUUUUUUUGUGUAAAAUGUGUCAUAUUUCUGCAUGUACAAACCACCGACUGUGCUCUUGUAUAGUCUGUUUACAGACUGCCAGAUUGUACCACACUCUACAGUCAGACUAUCGUCUGUAUACAGACUGUAUCACACACUACACACACUACAGUCAGGCUAUAGUCUGUAUACAAACUGUAACAGACUGUACCACACCCUACAGUCAGACUGUGUACAGAGGAUGUACAGUCUACACACUAGUCAGACCGUAUGCAGACUGUAUAGUCUGUGGUACAGUACACUCUGUGGUUCAGUCGGUCAUACAGUACAGUCUGUGGUACAUUAUAUGGUAGUCUGUGGUACAGUCACUUGUUUGUUUUGCCGUGAAAAAGUUUGGAAUCAAAGUGAACGUUUCAAUCACAAAAUAAAAUCUGACAAAACAGAA
Molecule: messenger RNA, 6855 nt
Organism: Periophthalmus magnuspinnatus
Lineage: Eukaryota; Metazoa; Chordata; Actinopteri; Gobiiformes; Gobiidae
Product: probable serine/threonine-protein kinase kinX
Exons: 31
Coding region: 385-4623 (1412 amino acids)
Cellular component (GO): membrane; sarcoplasmic reticulum
Molecular function (GO): signaling receptor binding
Source: RefSeq, a predicted model, not a curated record